CAUCACAGUCAGCUUCCCAAGCCAUACAACAGUUUUCAAAUCAAGCCUCCCAGUCUAUCGCCGCGGCCUCAAGAAGUGUAUCUAGUGCAGUAUCAUCUGCUAGUUCUGCGAUUGCGAGUGCGCAGUCUUCAGCUGAGCAAGCCAUACAAAGAGCCAAUCAGUCAAUGAUGAGCGCUCAAGCCAGUGCCUCAUCAGCUCAAUUAGGUGCCAGUUCAGCAAUACUUCAAGCAGGAGCUGCAGUGGCAGCGGCAACAGGUAAGUGGCCACGCUUCUUCAAGUCCAUAUGUUCAUCUUAAUAAAUCAUGUUUUAGGUUCUGCAGCAGCAGCAGGGUCAUCCUUCCUCUCCGCAGCAGCAAAAGCAACUCAAAGUGCGCAGAAUUCUGUAGCAGCAAUAAGCGCCGCUGCCGCUUCUCAAGUCUCUCAGGCAAGCCAGCAAGUGAAUGCUUCGCAAACAGCUGCCGUCACCGCAACUCAGGCAGCUCUUGCCAUCGUUGGAAGUAUCAUCGCUUCUACCUUGAUCACCAUUCUCAUCUACUUCCUUGUCAUACGGCACAAGAGGAUAGCCAGAAGGCUAUCACGAGAACAGCAAUCGUCAGCAAAAACAAAUAAUUUUGCAGACCCAAAGUUUCCACCAUCGGCCCAGAAUGCCCCAACAGUUGCAGCUUCUCAGUCUAACUAUCCCGCAACAAGGACUGGCCCUAUGAGCGGGUCUCCUAACCCAUUCUCACUAUUUCCAACCGCGAGUGGAGCGAAGUCCUCAGAAAAGCGCGACUCACUUGUUAAAACGACAACAGUGCCGUGGAAUCCAUCAAAACCUCCAAAGGUACCUACGCUGAAAACAUGGCUGAAGGUCCAAGAUGGCGUCUCACCUUUCGGACCAAUUAACCUUCCUACCGAAACGAAAGACCCUGGUCCACUGGGGGGUCAACUCAGAUCACCUUUACGAAGCAUCGAUACACGUGCCCCAAAGAAUCCUCUGAUGCCACCCAAACUCCCAGUGGCAACUCAAAGUCCCAGUUUCCCCUCAUACAUCGGCAAUAAAGCAACAAUCAUCACCGUACCAAGGAGUCCACUGACGUUGCCGACCAGCCCCAAGCACUCUACACCAGGUCCACACUACAGAGAAAGCAAAGCCUCGGUAUGGACGGACGACAUACCCUACCAAUCUCCCUCACCCCUUCUUCAAUCGCCACCCAAACAGAAGAAAAGUGGAGGAACACCAGCGUCUCCCUCAGUAGACAAAAACUACGGGAUGACGAUCCCGUCCCCGAGGGCGCCUGUCCGCACCACAGCUGAAUGGUUCGCAGCCCGUGAAGAUGCCAAAGCCCAAGACUUCCCCAGUCCAUCCUCAGCAUACAUCUCAACCGCCAACAUCGGUAUCGGGAUGAAAGCGAAGCCGUGGAGGCCCUCAAUAGGCUUACCGAAGGGUCCGAGAUCGGGAUCAGGACUACCGAGACCGGAACAGAGGAGUGUGAGGAGUGUAGAAGGGGAUAUGCAGGGACUGAAUAGGUUUUUAGCGCCCGGGGAUAGGGCGAGUCAGUAUUCGAGGUUUGGGAGUGAUAGGAGUGAGAGAAGUCAGCCGACGCCUGGGGUGGGGAAGGCGAUGUGAAUUAUUGUAGAGGGUUAUCGUAGAUAUUGGAUCUAAAGCGUGGGAUAUGGGGCGUUGAGAAAGGUGUGGUAAGAUGAGAAUUGUAAUAAAUAGCAUAGUAUUUGCAUAU
This is a messenger RNA of Hyaloscypha bicolor E, 1718 nucleotides long. RefSeq lists its product as uncharacterized. The transcript has 3 exons. The record is from RefSeq and is a predicted model, not a curated record. Lineage: Eukaryota; Fungi; Ascomycota; Leotiomycetes; Helotiales; Hyaloscyphaceae. The coding region runs from base 284 to 1609 and encodes 441 amino acids.